This is a messenger RNA of Perca flavescens (yellow perch), 584 nucleotides long. RefSeq names its product TAFA chemokine like family member 5, like (gene tafa5l). The coding region runs from base 105 to 503 and encodes 132 amino acids. The transcript has 5 exons. The record is from RefSeq and is a predicted model, not a curated record. Lineage: Eukaryota; Metazoa; Chordata; Actinopteri; Perciformes; Percidae.
CUGUGGAGACGCCACUGGAUUUGCCACUCUUCCGCUGAUCUGCUUGACAUCUGAGAGGCGCAAGCGUUCAAAGUUUGGAUAAUCUAAAAGGCUGAAGGUGUAGGAUGCAGUCUGGAGUGAAGACGCUCUCCGCAGGUGGAGGUGCGUCACUCUGCUGCCUGCUGCUCCUCUGGCUCAUCUACUCCCAUCUGCUCAGAGAGGGCCAGUUGGCGGUGGGAACCUGCGAGAUAGUGAUGCUCAACAGAGACAGCAGCGUUCCCAGACGGACCAUCGCUAGGCAGACGGCCCGCUGCGCCUGCCGGAGAGGCCAGAUUGCUGGGACCACCAGGGCGAGGCCAGCAUGUGUAGACGCGCGAAUCGUGCGGAGUCGUCAGUGGUGUGAGAUGGCUCCCUGCCUGGAGGGGGAGGUCUGCAGCCUCCUGUUCAACCGAUCUGGCUGGACCUGCACCAAGGGCAGUGGUCGCAUCAAGACCGUCACGCCUUUGCCCAAGGAGCCAUCAUAGGUUACAUAGAAAACAGCAAGUAUAUUCAUUGACAUCCAUGCUACAAAAGGAACUGAGGCCAAUCACUACACCACAACAUUG